UUUUAGUUUCUUUGAAAUUUCCCGAAGAAAAUCUGAAUCAUCAUGUCUGGACGUGGUAAGGGAGGAAAGGCACGCGCUAAGGCCAAGAGCCGAUCUGCCAGGGCUGGUCUGCAGUUCCCCGUGGGCCGUGUUCACCGUUUCCUGCGCAAGGGCAACUAUGCCGAGCGUGUUGGAGCCGGAGCCCCGGUCUACCUGGCCGCCGUCAUGGAGUACUUGGCCGCCGAGAUCCUCGAGUUGGCCGGCAACGCUGCCCGCGACAACAAGAAGACAAGAAUCAACCCCCGUCACUUGCAGUUGGCCAUCCGCAACGACGAAGAGUUGAACAAGCUCCUCAGCGGUGUUACCAUCGCCCAGGGAGGUGUACUGCCCAACAUUCAGGCCGUUCUUCUGCCCAAGAAGUCGGCCAAGGCUGCCAAAUAAAGGGCUUGAUCAAGCUACAA
This is a messenger RNA of Patiria miniata (bat star), 440 nucleotides long. RefSeq names its product histone H2A-like. Gene Ontology annotation, cellular component: nucleosome. Bases 43 to 420 code for a protein of 125 amino acids. NCBI's taxonomy places the organism in Eukaryota, Metazoa, Echinodermata, Asteroidea, Valvatida, Asterinidae. The record is from RefSeq and is a predicted model, not a curated record. Gene Ontology annotation, molecular function: protein heterodimerization activity; structural constituent of chromatin; DNA binding. The transcript has a single exon.